UGCAGAGUGAUUAAGAUUACGGCAGGCAGAUUUUAGGAUCGGAGGGAAGAAGAAUCUGGAAUGUCGUUUCUGUGGGAGAAGAGCCAGACAUGGAGAUGGCUGGUCACGAAGACCAGGGAUUCCAAGCCCUUCUUCUUCGCCUUCGCCACCGUCUGCGGCGUCGUUCCGGGGGUCAUCGGCUAUUGCGUCAUGCAGCUCACUAGUUCUAGGAAUCCUGAACUCGAAGCCAAGCUUCGCCAGUCUGCCCGACCCGAAUCCAUGCAGAGGAAAGAGGAUACAAAUGACAGAUAUGUUGCUGCUUUAAGGGGAGAGACACUGACUAGAAACCCAUAUGUAAGGAUUCAACCAGUCGCUAAGCCAAGUGACAGUGAAGCUAAAAAGGAACAGAAGUAGACUGUGUGGUGGCUGCUUUUUGGUCUCAGUAGAGUCGUUUGUUUUAGUUUGGGAUAAACGUUUUCUACUGGUUGUGCCUACUCCGGGGAUUUUGAAUUGUGCUGGCCUCUGCUUCUGCUGACAUUAGCCCUGCAACAUCAUGUGUAUUUGUUCAAAUGAGGAUUGUCGGAUGCAUGGUGGAGUUGAAAUCCAUUUGAAAUUAUUUAAUUGCACAAACCGGAAAGGGAAGAUAGAAUUUGUCACUGUUGUCCUGCUUGCUAAAAAGAAAAUAUUUUGAUCUCAAAUUUGGCUUUUAGUCGAUGCACUCAUUGUUCCUGUCCGCUUCCAAGUUGUUUGGAACCUUCUGCUUGUAUUUUGUUUUAGCUGUAAUGACCAGAAAGCAACUUCCAAGAGCAAGCUGGUAUCUAAUGCACUUUUUGACAGUCCUAGUUUAGACAUAUGGGCAUUCAA
Sesamum indicum (sesame) is the source of this 843-nucleotide messenger RNA. The record is from RefSeq and is a predicted model, not a curated record. NCBI's taxonomy places the organism in Eukaryota, Viridiplantae, Streptophyta, Magnoliopsida, Lamiales, Pedaliaceae.